AUGGUCAAAAAGGUUAUAGACUCAAGAAUACCUACACUAGUAAAAAAUGGCGUGCAAAAUAAGCAUCGUUCAUUUUUUGUUAUUAUUGGAGACAAAGGAAGAGAUCAGGUGGUGAACUUACACUGGCUACUUUCACAAACUCAAGUUGCCUCACGACCUUCAGUAUUAUGGUGCUAUAAGAAAGAACUCGGUUUCACGAGCCAUCGCAAAAAACGCGAAGCAAAAAUAAAAAAAGAAAUCAAAAAAGGUAUCCGAGAUCCAAAUGAAGAAGAUCCAUUUGAACUUUUUAUUGCCGUCACGAAUAUUCGAUAUACUUAUUAUAAAGAGACGCAUAAAAUUUUGGGAAAUACUUUUGGAAUGUGUGUUUUGCAGGAUUUUGAAGCAUUAACGCCAAAUUUAUUGGCACGCACAAUUGAAACAGUUGAAGGAGGUGGCAUUGUUGUGUUAUUAUUAAAGACGAUGAAAUCAUUGAAACAGCUUUACACUUUAACAAUGGAUGUACACGCUCGAUAUCGAACCGAUGCACACGACGACGUCACCGCAAGAUUCAACGAAAGAUUCAUUCUUUCACUUGGAUCCUGUGACAAUUGUCUGGUGGUAGACGACGAACUAAACGUUUUACCAAUCUCAGCAGGAAAGAACGUAAAACCACUUCCAUUAAAAUCAUCACCUGAUGAAAUACCAGCUCAACAAACAGAACUCAAUGAAUUAAAGUCUUCAUUAGCUGAUACACAACCAAUCGGUUCACUCGUUCAAACAGCAAAAACGCUUGAUCAAGCGAAAGCAGUUCUCACUUUUAUCGAAGCAAUUUCGGAAAAAACGCUGCGGAGUACUGUGACACUUACUGCAUCUCGUGGUCGCGGUAAAUCUGCGGCUUUGGGAAUUGCGAUAGCUGCUGCGAUCGCUUACGGAUAUUCCAAUAUUUUCGUAACUUCGCCCAGUCCAGAGAAUUUGAAAACAUUAUUUGAAUUUAUUUUCAAAGGAUUUGAUGCUUUGAAAUACGAAGAACAUUUAGACUAUGAUAUUGUGCAAUCAACGAAUCCCGAUUUCAAUAAAGCGAUUGUCAGAGUAAAUGUUUUUAGACAGCAUAGACAAACAAUUCAGUAUAUUCAACCGCAAGAUUCUCACACACUUGGUCAAGCUGAAUUGGUUGUUAUUGAUGAAGCUGCAGCCAUACCUUUGCCAAUUGUAAAAAAUCUAUUUGGACCUUAUUUAGUGUUUUUAGCCUCAACUAUCAAUGGGUAUGAAGGUACCGGGAGAUCGCUUUCACUCAAACUUAUACAGCAAUUACGAGAACAGUCACGAGGAUUCAUCGGGCAUCAAAAUAAAUCUGCACAAUACGAUAAAGAGUCUACCACCGUUAAUCGUGAUGGCAAAACAAAAAAUUCGAUAUCUCAUGAUGGUGUCUCUUUGGGUGGUCGCACUUUACGUGAAAUCAAACUCGAAGAGCCAAUUCGAUACGCGCGAGAUGAUUCAAUUGAAAGAUGGUUAAACAAAUUAUUAUGUUUAGAUGCUACCAUUGUGUCCAAGAAUAUUCAAGGAUGUCCACAUCCCCAACAAUGUGAAUUAUAUUAUGUUAAUAGGGAUACUUUGUUCUCUUUUCAUCCCGUAUCAGAAACUUUUCUCCAAAGAAUGAUGGCUCUUUACGUUGCUAGUCACUAUAAAAAUUCACCUAAUGAUUUACAGUUGAUGUCUGAUGCGCCAGCUCACCAUUUAUUCGUUUUAUUGCCUCCAAUCAAAGAAGACGAUCACUCAUUGCCUGAUCCACUAUGCGUUGUUCAGGUUUGUUUAGAAGGCGAAAUAUCUAAACAAACCAUAUAUAAUAGUUUAGGUCGUGGUCAACGUGCUAGUGGUGACUUGAUUCCCUGGCUAAUUUCUCAACAGUUUCAAGAUGAUGAUUUCGCAAGUUUAUCGGGUGCUCGCGUGGUUCGAAUUGCGACUCAUCCCGAUUAUAUCCAAAUGGGUUAUGGAUCAAGAUGUUUAGAAUUACUUACUGCUUUCUAUCAAGGUGAAUUUGCUUCUUUGAAUGAAGACGACAGUUUCCAAGAAGAAAACAUUCCAAAAGUUUCCGAAUCAGACUUCGAAAAUUCAGAUAUCCACAAAGAGGCAAUCAAAAUUCGAGAUCCUCAUAAAAUGCCACCUCUUCUUUUGAAACUAUCGGAAAAACGUCCCAAUCGACUACAUUAUAUCGGCGUAUCAUACGGCUUAACUCGCGCGCUCCAUAAAUUUUGGAAACGUGCUGGAUUUGUUCCACUUUACCUACGUCAAACUCCUAAUGAACUAACGGGCGAGCAUACUUGCGUCAUGUUGAAAGCCUUAAAAUGUGAAGACUUGACAACAACAUGUUCACCUGAUUGGCUGGCGUUAUUUUCCAAAGACUUUCAUAAACGUUUUUUGAGUUUGCUCUCUUAUCAGUUUAGGACAUUUCCGAGCGUUUUGGCGUUGAGCAUAUUAGCAGCUGCUAAUUUUGGAAGUCAAGAUCCUAAAAUUACAAGAACAUUAACAAAAGAGUCUCUCGGUCUUAUAUUUACAAGUUAUGAUUUGAAACGACUUGAAAGCUAUUCGAAUAAUAUGCUGGAUUAUCAUGUUAUUCUUGAUUUAAUUCCGACCAUAGCUUCUUUACAUUUUGAAGAAAAAUUGGGCAAUGAAGCAAAUCUUUCGGGUGUGCAAAGCUCUAUUUUGCUUGGGAUUGGACUACAGAGGAAAUCGGUUACUGAUUUAGAGAAAGAAUUGACUCUACCUUCGAGUCAAAUACUCGCACUAUUCAUUAAAAUAAUUCGCAAAAUCUCUAAAUAUUUCACGUCUCUCGAGACGGCUGCCGUCCAAGCAAUCAUUCCACAUGAAACGACAAUAGUUCAAAAAAAGAAAUCUAACCCUGAAAAUGAAGCUGCAUGGGAUCCUAUGCAACAGGCAUUAGACGAUGAUCUUGAAGAAGCGGGUGAUGAAAUAAUGAAUCAAAUGAGAACAAAUCAACGGGAGCUUAUUGAUUCGAUGGAUUUAUCAAAAUACGCAAUUAGCGAGAAUGCUGAAGAAUGGGAAGCUGCCGAAACUCAGAUUUCUAAUGCUAGUAAAUAUAAAAAAAGCAAUGCAUCUACAAUGGUCAGCGUAAAAAUUCCAGAGUCGAAUAAACGGCGAAACCCUACAGAAACAGCAGCUGAUAUUGCUGCUAAGGAAGCAACAAAAUCAAGUUCUGGCAAAAAGAAGUAUAACAAAAAAAUUAGAAAAUCUUGA
Messenger RNA from Ambispora gerdemannii, 3231 nucleotides. Lineage: Eukaryota; Fungi; Glomeromycota; Glomeromycetes; Archaeosporales; Ambisporaceae. The record is from the annotation of a GenBank genome assembly.